Molecule: messenger RNA, 2479 nt
Organism: Venturia canescens
Lineage: Eukaryota; Metazoa; Arthropoda; Insecta; Hymenoptera; Ichneumonidae
Gene: wcd
Product: U3 small nucleolar RNA-associated protein 18 homolog wicked
Exons: 7
Coding region: 149-1948 (599 amino acids)
Biological process (GO): rRNA processing
Cellular component (GO): Pwp2p-containing subcomplex of 90S preribosome; small-subunit processome
Molecular function (GO): protein binding
Source: RefSeq, a predicted model, not a curated record
UGUCUUCUGAGUCUUCUCUCCGUGGAGGGUAAUUAAUGCACGUGGGCCAAUAUCAAAUAUAAAACCUGAAGAAAGUGUGCGUUUCAGUAUUAAUCGCUCAUCUCUCUACAAUAGUUUAAAAAAUAAAUAAAUAAUAAUUGCAGUCAAGAUGAAUAGAAACGUGAAAAUCGCUCGUAAAGAUAAUGGUGUUAUCAAUAGGACGAAUAAUAAUCGUAUAACAAGGAAAAGAAAAUUAAAACAUGAAAAUGAGGUUAAACGUAAAGCAAAGGCAAAAGUAAGCGAAGAGGCCAAUAAAGCAAGUAGUUGUGACGAGGGUGAGAUAAUGGUUGCUGAAGACAGCAGUGAUGAAAAUGUUUUGGAUAAGGAAGAGACUGUAAAUAAAAGUGAUGAAGAAGCCGAUACAACCGACUUCAGUGAGGAUGAUUUGAAGAAGAGGAUAACAGAUGAUGAAGAAACUGAAAUUCAAGCUGCCAAAACAAAGACGAGAAAAACAAAAUACAAUUCUGCCGAAGAAACUCGGUUGGAAAAACUAGUUUUUGGAGAUCCUGGCAAUGUCAUCAAAAAUUUGCUUGUACAUGAUGACUCGACAAAAAAAAGUAUCGCAAAAAGAAUUGAAGGCCCAAGUAUUUCAACUGAUGAAUCUGACCAAGAUGAUGUUCGGUUUGAGAUGGAGACUGAUUCAGAAGAUGACCAUCAUGGAAUGGAUAAGACUGCUAAGACAGUUGCAUGGGUAGACGAUAAUGACGAAAAUUAUUCAAUAGCGGCUGCUCUGAAGACUCAACGACGGAGAUUGCCCAAAGGUCGACAAGAACAGACGUACACCCAAUUGCUGGAGAACAAGUUAACACAAAUAGUUGGGAGUCCAAAAUGGGCUCGACUGAAUACCCAAGUAAAAAAUAACGACGAUGAUGAAGAUUCGGACUCUGAAAUUUUACGGCACAGCAAUCAUUUAACAGUCCCAACAACAAGAAAACUUCGUAAGGGUACAAUCGAUAUUAAAGUUUUAACGGAUAUAAACAAAUCUACGCACACUGAGGGUCCGAUUGUUACAAGUGUUGAAUUCCAUCCGACAUCCACUGUAGCUAUGGUAGCAGGGUUAUCUGGAAUUUUAUCUCUCUUUCAAAUUGACGGUAGAGAAAACACGAAAUUGCAAAGCAUUCGCUUCGAAAAAUUCCCUAUAAACUGUGCAAAAUUUUUGCAUCAAGGGAGCGAAGUGAUUGUAGGCUCACGCAACUGUGCGUACAGUCAUGCUUACGAUCUGAUGAGUGGUAAAACUCACAAAAUACCACUGCCCCAUGGUGUUACAAAUAUGCAGAAAUUUGAGACGUCUCCUGAUGGGAAAUUCAUCGCUGUGAUUGGGAAAAGAGGUGUGAUUCAUUUAUUGUUGAGUUCGACGAAAGAACUAGUGACCAAUUUCAAAAUGAACAGAAGAUGCCUUGCAAUAGGAUUUAGCCCAAACAGCGAUAAACUCAUUACUCAUGGAGAUGGUGAAGAAAUGUACAUAUGGGAUUUGAAGAGUCGAAGCUGUAUUCACAAAGCGGUCGAUGAUGGGUGUAUCACGAGUUCAGCGAUAACAUUUUCACCUAGCGGACAAUUCCUGGCAACUGGGAGCAAACAGGGAGUAGUCAACGUUUAUGAGACCGAAACCGUUCUCCGAGAAAAAUAUCCAAAACCAUUGAAGAUUGUUUUGAAUCUUGUCACACCGAUAACUAAAUUGAAGUUUAAUCCAGCCUCAGAAAUAUUGUCGAUGGCUUCAAAAUGCAAAGAAAAUGCAUUUAAAAUGAUGCACUUACCAACAUUUACUGUUUUCUCAAAUUUUCCAACGUUUCAAACGAAAAUGUUUCAUCCUCUAGACAUCGAUUUUUCACCUGGCAGUGGCUACCUUGGACUGACCAACGAUAAAGGUUAUGCUUAUUUGUACAGGUUGAAACAUUAUAACAAUUAUUAAUUCAAAUGAACAAUCGGAAAAAUACUAUUGAUGUGGGAAAUUUUUUAUCAUCGCUGGAAUGCCUCCAAACGAAUGAUCAUUGAAAAAAUAUUGAUGAAUAUUUAGGCUACGAUGAAACAUGAAAUGUUCGUGAGACUCGUAGUACUCUGAGUCUCCUACACUUGUCUUGAACGAAUGAAAAUAAUGGCGUGCCUCCACAAUGACUAAUAGUAUGGAUAGGUGUUAAGGCAGUGUGACCGUGACAGAACAGAUAAAGAAAUUUUUUGAUUUGAACUCUGUAUAUUUUCCUGAAAAAAACCAAAAAAAUCAAAUUAAAUUACGAAAAUUCGUUAGCCCAUUCAUGAAGAGUUCCAAGACUCGUUAUCAGAGAGACCGAGUUUCCAAUCAUUGACAAAUCAUUUAGAAAACCGUUUUUUGAAAAUGAGGAAAAAAAAUUCUUUCCCGUUCAACGAAAUUGAAUUUUAAUCUGAAAAUCAACUAAAACAGAAUAAAAUUGAUCUAGUUAUGACUAGAGCUGUUCAGAAAAGGUGA